UUGUCAUCUUCAACUUUAGUCAAGAUGUCUUACGAUCAAACAGGCAAAGGCAAGGGCAAACGUCCUAUUGGUGAUUUCGACUCAGAUUUCCCAGUACAGCAUGUACCUCGCGCCCUGUAUCCCGAGAUCCCCGAUGUCGUCGCCCGCCAUCGCAAUCGUCGACGAAAUGUUGCAGCGAAAGUAUGGGGAGCACAGUUGCCGUCACACCCAGCCAACGCCCCAGGAGAGCCAUUCAAUGUCUACAAGGCAAUCUUACGACACCCAAAUCUCUUCUUCCAGUUCGCGAUUCGGCUGGACAUCCGAGAGCUUGAGAACCUGUACGCCAUCGACAAGGAAUUCCACUAUCGCUUCAACAAGUACAGCAUCUCCAUCAUCCACGAGAACGCAAUGUAUCAUGCGCCUCUCGCUGCCUACAACUUUAGCUGGACCAUGUUCCCCGACCUCUGCAUCAGUGACCCAAUGGCGCGGCCCAUGGACGGACGUUCGCACCUGGCCCGCGACACCCCCAGCCUACGCUGGAUCAAAAUGGUGUUGAGUCGACAACGCACCGUUAGCAACAUUAUAAUGCUCCUCGCGGCAGAGGACCACCGCAUCCCACGCGCCGCAUACACAAUGAUUAUGAAACUCUGGCUUCUCAUGGAGAUCCAGACAAUGGCACGCCGCACGACCUUUGUUUCCGACAGGGAGGUCUGGACCGAUCAAGACUUCCACUUGUUCCACCUCUUCCUCGUCAAGCUCGACAUGCGCUUCUCGCACCCCGUCAUCGGCAACGGUGCGUGCGCCCUCUCCCACCUGCUCUUAACCCAGCCAUCCCUAUGCAUACUCGAAGCCGUCCUUUCCGGAACCAAGAAACUCAAUUACAAUGAUGCAGAGGACAUGACGGUGCGCAGCUACGACAUCAUGGAGCUCGCAAUCGACGACGACAACGCCUGGCAGGUCGAUGAAUGGGCCGACCGCAUCCCGCUCAAAGAAUGGGGCAUGAUGAGCAAAGAAUACGCGGACUGGCAGGGCGAUCGGUUGGUCCCCGUCCCCGAUUUGCUCUUCCUCGAGGCUAUUCACCGCGAGCUGCAUACGCAUCGGUAUAUCCUGGAUUACGUGACGUACGGGUUUGUGGAGGUGAGACCGGGUGGGGAGUUGAGGAACGUACCCAAGCCUACACAUUGGUACAUUACUAAGGAUACGCGUCAGGAGGCCUGGCCUACUGAGGAUGAGCGCAAGGAGUUUAGAGGGCGGAUGGAGAAGAGGGUCGGGUAUAAGAAGCAGGCUCGGGUUCCUCUGAGGGAGCUUCUGGUUGCCACGACAAAUGUGGUUGUUGAUGCGUUGGCUGUGGACGAAGCUCCUUGACUCGGGCUGGAAAGGCAGGCGUUGAGUAAAUACGAACGGAAGGUCUUGGAUAUGAGAAAUUGGUU
Molecule: messenger RNA, 1409 nt
Organism: Periconia digitata
Lineage: Eukaryota; Fungi; Ascomycota; Dothideomycetes; Pleosporales; Periconiaceae
Source: the annotation of a GenBank genome assembly